Messenger RNA from Leopardus geoffroyi (Geoffroy's cat), 8928 nucleotides. It is a transcript of the gene RAPGEF6, whose product is annotated as Rap guanine nucleotide exchange factor 6. Gene Ontology annotation, molecular function: protein binding; guanyl-nucleotide exchange factor activity. The record is from RefSeq and is a predicted model, not a curated record. Lineage: Eukaryota; Metazoa; Chordata; Mammalia; Carnivora; Felidae. The coding region runs from base 909 to 5339 and encodes 1476 amino acids. The transcript has 26 exons. Gene Ontology annotation, biological process: positive regulation of ERK1 and ERK2 cascade; small GTPase-mediated signal transduction.
GCAGAGCAUGGAAUCAAUAGGAGCUUCUCCUUAGGGAGCUGCUGUGAAACAGGCAAGGACAGUAGGAAUUAAAACACUAACAUAUAGUCUUGUUUUAGCAGAAGAUGUAGGGUUUUUGUAUCAUAUCCUAUAUAAAUUUUCAACCAGAAAAGCCAGAGUUAGAUCAACAUUACUGUCUUACUGAUGUAUUAGAACAAGAAGCAAUACUGCUGAGCUGUAAAUAGUGCAUGUGAAAAGAGAACAUUUUAAUUUUGGAGAUUUUCAGGCAUUCUCCAGGACAAACCUGUUAGAGCAUAUCUAUCUUUUAAGUACCAUUUGCUUGCUCAUCGGUUGAUUUUUCUUUUUUUAAACCUUUGGUGAUUAAGAAUAUCAAGAAGAAACUUUCAUUUUAAGGAUACAGUGAUCUGGUUUGCUUCUGAUGCAGAAGAAAUACUGCAGUGCUUGCUCUACAGAAUGAAAUAAGUUGAAGAAGAGACAAAGCGAUGUUACAGAGAGGAAAGGUUUCUCAGGAUCCAGGAACACAGAUUUGGUGCAUGUUGCCUUAUUUGCGCUGAUAGAUACCGUAUUAACUGUUGUGUUACCGCUGUGCAUGUCUGUGCCAGGUGCCUGAGGAAGCAUGUGUAUGUCUGUAUGUACUGAGCCAGAAAUGUAAACAUCUUAAUUUGCUGUGAUUUGCUUGUUAAAAGUGAACCUUGUGAUGAAAACUGUUGCAGUUAUUUAGAACAAUACUCUGAGCUACUGAAAGCUCCUAAUUUCAGUGUGAAAGGGAUUUGGAGAUCUGGGAUCUGCCUUUAUAUAACACUGCAAAUGGCGUAUGAUUUGUAAAAAGAAACUUAACAGAAUUUUGUCAUCAUACUCAUCUGUGUGGCUCUGGUUUGAAAAGGAAACUACCCUUUCCAGCCCAGGAAAUGGCUUUUCUUGUUCGCUGUUAUGCCAAUUGUCUUCAGCCAUGGGCCUCCAAACUUCCAGCCGAUCUUACCAAGAUGCACAUCACAGACAACCCUCAUCCACAGGUGACUCACGUGUCUUCUAGUCAGUCUGGUUGUAGUAUCGCCAGUGACUCUGGGAGCAGCAGUUUAUCUGAUAUCUACCAGGCUACAGAAAGUGAGGUAGGAGAUGUAGAUUUAACACGUCUUCCAGAAGGACCUGUUGAUUCUGAAGAUGAGGAAGAGGAAGAUGAAGAGAUUGAUCGAACAGAUCCACUACAGGGGCGAGAUCUUGUUCGAGAAUGUCUUGAGAAAGAACCUGCAGACAAAACUGAUGAUGACAUUGAACAGUUACUGGAGUUUAUGCACCAGCUCCCUGCUUUUGCAAACAUGACCAUGUCUGUAAGGAGAGAACUCUGCUCAGUAAUGAUUUUUGAAGUGGUAGAGCAGGCCGGAGCUGUUAUUCUGGAAGAUGGGCAAGAGCUUGACUCAUGGUAUGUUAUUUUAAACGGCACUGUAGAAAUCACUCAUCCAGAUGGAAAAGUUGAAAAUCUCUUUAUGGGAAAUAGUUUUGGAAUUACUCCCACUCUGGAUAAGCAGUAUAUGCAUGGAGUUGUUAGGACUAAAGUAGAUGAUUGUCAGUUUGUCUGCAUAGCCCAGCAGGAUUAUUGGAGAAUUUUAAAUCAUGUGGAGAAAAACACCCAUAAAGUUGAGGAAGAGGGAGAAAUUGUUAUGGUGCAUGAACACCGUGAACUAGAUCGGAGCGGAACCAGGAAAGGACACAUUGUAAUCAAGGCAACACCUGAACGUCUCAUCAUGCAUUUAAUAGAAGAGCAUUCCAUCGUGGACCCAACUUAUAUAGAAGAUUUCCUACUAACUUACAGAACAUUUCUUCAGAGUCCUUUGGAUGUUGGGAUCAAACUGUUGGAAUGGUUUAAAAUUGACAGCUUAAGGGAUAAGGUAACACGGAUUGUGUUAUUAUGGGUAAACAAUCACUUUAAUGAUUUUGAAGGUGAUCCUGCUAUGACUCGAUUUCUGGAGGAAUUUGAAAAAAAUCUGGAAGAUACAAAAAUGAAUGGUCAUCUCCGGUUAUUGAAUAUUGCCUGUGCUGCAAAGGCCAAGUGGAGGCAGGUUGUGCUGCAAAAGGCUUCCCGGGAGUCCCCUCUGCAUUUCAGCCUCAAUGGAGGAAGUGAGAAGGGAUUUGGUAUUUUUGUUGAAGGAGUAGAACCCAGUAGCAAAGCUGCUGAUGCGGGACUGAAACGUGGUGAUCAGAUAAUGGAAGUAAAUGGACAAAACUUUGAGAACAUUACAUUUGUGAAGGCCGUUGAAAUUUUAAGGAAUAAUACUCACCUUGCACUUACUGUGAAGACCAACAUUUUUGUGUUCAAAGAGUUACUUAGUAGGACUGAACAAGAAAAAUAUGGUGUUCCUCAUAUUCCUAAAAUUGCUGAAAAAAAAAGUAAUCGCCAUUCAAUCCAGGAUGUACCAGGAGAUAUCGAACAGACAUCACAGGAGAAAGGAAAUAAGAAAAUAAAAGCAAAUACUGUUUCAGGUGGAAGAAACAAAAUCAGGAAAAUUUUGGAUAAAACACGGUUUAGUAUCCUGCCUCCAAAACUGUUCAGGAGACUGUUUUGUGAUGGAGGCCUGAGCCAGUCGCAAGAUGACAGCAUUGUGGGAACAAGACACUGCAGGCACAGUCUGGCUAUAAUGCCUAUUCCUGGAACACUCUCUUCCAGCAGCCCUGAUCUCCUGCAGCCUACCACCAGCAUGUUGGAUUUUUCUAAUCCUUCAGCUGUUGGUUUUUACUAUAUUCCUGAUCAAGUUAUAAGAGUUUUCAAAGCAGAUCAACAAAGUUGCUACAUUAUCAUCAGUAAAGACACUACAGCUAAAGAAGUUGUUUGUCAUGCUGUUCAUGAAUUUGGUUUGACUGGUGCGUCUGACACAUAUUCUCUCUGUGAAGUUUCUGUUACUCCUGAGGGUGUCAUAAAACAGAGAAGACUUCCGGACCAGUUCUCCAAGUUAGCUGAUAGAAUUCAGCUCAAUGGAAGGUAUUAUUUAAAAAAUAACAUGGAAACAGAAACUUUAUGUUCAGAUGAAGAUGCCCAAGAACUAGUUAAAGAAAGCCAACUGUCCAUGCUGCAGCUCAGUACCAUUGAGGUGGCCACUCAGCUAUCAAUGAGGGACUUUGAUUUGUUUCGUAAUAUUGAGCCUACUGAAUACAUCGAUGACCUUUUUAAGUUAGAUUCCAAAACAGGAAAUACUCACUUGAAAGAGUUUGAGGACAUUGUUAACCAGGAGACAUUCUGGGUUGCUUCAGAGAUUUUAACUGAACCAAAUCAGCUCAAACGAAUGAAGAUUAUUAAGCAUUUUAUUAAAAUUGCACUUCAUUGUAGAGAAUGUAAGAACUUCAAUUCCAUGUUUGCAAUAAUAAGUGGCUUGAACCUGGCAUCUGUAGCACGACUCAGAGGUACUUGGGAAAAAUUACCAAGCAAGUAUGAGAAACACCUCCAGGAUCUACAAGACCUUUUUGAUCCAUCUAGAAACAUGGCAAAAUAUAGAAAUAUUCUUAGUAGUCAAAGCAUGCAGCCUCCAAUUAUUCCACUCUUCCCUGUUGUCAAGAAAGAUAUGACAUUUCUACAUGAAGGGAAUGACUCCAAAGUAGAUGGUUUAGUGAAUUUUGAGAAGCUAAGAAUGAUUGCCAAGGAAAUCCGUCAAGUUGUUCGAAUGACUUCUGCUAACAUGGACCCAGCUAUGAUGUUUCGACAGAGGAAGAAGAGGUGGCGGAGUCUGGGGUCAUUGAGUCAAGGCAGCACAAACUCUAACAUGCUAGAUGUUCAAGGAGGUGCUCACAAGAAAAGGGCACGCCGCAGCUCUCUGCUCAACGCCAAGAAGCUAUACGAGGAUGCCCAAAUGGCAAGAAAAGUGAAGCAGUAUCUUUCCAGUCUGGAUGUAGACACAGAUGAGGAAAAGUUUCAGAUGAUGUCAUUGCAGUGGGAGCCUGCCUAUGGUACCUUGACUAAGAAUUUCAAUGAGAAAAGAUCGGCCAAGUCAUCAGAAAUGUCUCCAGUGCCUAUGAGAUCAGCGGGCCAAACAGCUAAAGCACAUUUGCAUCAGCCUCACAGAGUGAGCCAGGCACUCCAAGUGCCAGCUGUUAAUUUGCACCCCAUCAGGAAGAAGGGACAAGCAAAAGACCCCGCCACAUUAUGUACAAAUUUACCUCAGAAAGUUUUAGGGACAACUGAAGAAAUAAUUGGUAAGAAACAUCCAGAAGAUACGAUCUCUGUGGCGUCAUCCUUACAUUCUAGUCCUCCUGCAUCUCCUCAAGGCUCUCCUCGCAAAGGUUGUACACUUAUGCCAUCAACUAAAUCUGACAACUUGUCUGACUCCAGCCAUAGCGAAAUUUCUUCACGAUCCAGCAUCGUGAGCAAUUGUUCUGUUGACUCCAUGUCUACAGCGCUACAGGAUGAACGGUGUUCUUCACAUGCUAUGGCGGUCCCUGAAUCCACUGGACCAUUGGAAAAAACAGAAAACACCUCAGGGAUAGGAGACCAUAGUCAGCUGGGCCCUGGGUGGACACUGUCAAAGCCAUCUCUAGUCAAGAAUUUAGCUGUGUCAUCUUCUAUGAGUAAUGAAGAGAUUUCUCAUGAACAUAUCAUUUUAGAAGCAGCCGAUAGUGGUCGUGGAAGCUGGACUUCCUGUUCAAGCAGCUCCCAUGACAACUUCCAAAGCCUUCCAAACCCAAAAGGCUGGGAUUUUUUGAACUCUUACCGACAGACCCAUUUGGAUGGCCCCAUUGUUGAAGUUGAACCCCCUGACUGUGAGCCCUAUUCCUGUCCUAAAGGCUGCUCCCGAACUUGUGGUCAAUGUAAAGGAAGCCUAGAGACUAAUCAGAUGAGACAGAGUUGGGCCUCCUCCAGUUCUCUGUCUGACACAUAUGAACCAAACUAUGGGACAGUUAAAAGGAGAGUGUUGGAGAGCACCCCACUUGAGUCCUCUGAAGGCUUGGACCCCAAGGAUGGCACUGACCCAGUUUAUAAAACUGUUACUUCAAGUACAGAAAAGGGCUUGAUUGUGUACUGUGUCACCUCACCCAAGAAGGAGGAUAGGUAUAGGGAGCCACCUCCCACUCCUCCAGGAUACAUGGGCAUUUCUUUAGCGGACCUAAAGGAAGGACCCCACCUACACCUAAGACCUCCAGAUUAUAGUGUGGCAGUGCAGAGGUCAAAGAUGAUGCAUAACAGCCUCUCUAGACUUCCACCAGCUUCUCUCGGUAGCAGCCCCGUGGCCUGUGUUCCAUCGAAGAUUGUAACUCAGCCUCAGAGGCAUAUUUUGCAACCAUCCCAUCCUAAACUAGCAGAUGUGACUGACGCAGAUAGCGAAACAGAUGAAAAUGAACAGGUCUCAGCAGUCUAGACUUUGGAGCACCCGUUUGAAGUUUACUUAAAGUCGUCGGGGAAGGAGUGGGUAGAACCACAUCAUGAUUCCGCAGGCCAUUGCCAACAAAAAGCUUGCUGCUGCUGCUGCUAAUCCAGAGGUUUCAUUCCCCGUACCCUGAGCAAUGAAAUAGCCCUGAGUUAUGCUUCCUUUUAUUUAAUCCUUGUAGUUGCAUAGUUUCUUCAGCUAUGGAUAUUGUGCCUGGAAACCAGUCUUCACUUCACACACCAGACCUGCCUUGGGACCACAGUUACUAGAACAGAUUCAAACUCAGAGUCCUCCCUGUGUAUAUCAGAUUUUUCUUGAAGAAGUUAUUUUUAAGAGAGUAGUGGUAGUAUUUCCAAGCCAUAGCUUGGGUUAAUGGACAAAUUGAAAAUGUCUGCCAAUACCAAGGAUACUCUUGUGUAUUUGAAAAGUAACUUAUUAUUUCAAGUUUUGUGGUUUUCUUUGUAUUGGGGAGCUACCAUUAGUGGAUGUUUAUGUUUUAGGCCAUAAAACUGUCUCUGGUCUGAACAAACUGAAGUCAUCUUUGCAGGAUGAUAUGCUUAAUGUAUACAGAGAUGAACUUGAUCUGUUGCACCAGUGCAAUGUAGGGUCUCCGUUUGAGUGGGGAAGGAAGCCGUGUUUGGUUGAGGUGUUAGGAGGGAAGAUACUGCCAUCUGCUGAUUUGGAAGGCCAAAUGAAGCUGCCACAGGGUUUCUUACCAGUCCUUUGGGAAAGGGAGGCUAUAAUUAGGUCGGUAGCCACCCUCAUCUCUAAAGAAUGAAGUUUUCCUUAAACAUGUAUACCAACCCUUUUUGAAGUGAAUGUCGUGCUGCAUCUACCUAAAAGUAUAAAUCCAGUAAGUAGGGAAUGGGUUCUAGAGAGUUCUGCAGAAACCCAAAACAAAAAUUUUUAAAUGCUCAAAUAAUGGAGUUCUUUUUUUAAGAAGGAAGUGCAAUCAUUGGUGUGUAAUCAUGGAGAUGAAUUAAGCUUUAUGUAAUGUUCUGCAACAUCCCCUCCACUCAAUCUCACAGCAUGAGGCUGUGUUCAUAAACCUUGCGGCCCCCAGCUGCCUGCAACACAGCUCAUUAGUGUACCAAGGUAUUAAUUGGUUGAAAAUUUUAGGGGGGACAGAGGAGCUAGAAUUAAGGGAAUGGUUCUCUCUUGGCUCUCAGUUUAAGCCCUUGAGAGGAAAGAGACCUAUGUUUUAACAGUCUGUUGGGCAUGGCGCUCCUUAACUGUUUAGUUAAAAUUUCCGUGACUGUUUACUGGGCGACCUAGACCUUACACAUUUUUACAAAUUACAUACGGUGUUUUCUAUAUCUUAAGUUUAAAUUUAAUCAUGUUUUAAAAAUGUAAAUGCAGGUGAGAGCUUCAUUAACUUCUAUGACUACCAAAAAAAAAAAAAAAAAAAAAAAAAAAAAAAAAGCCAAAGCCAUUCAUGUGCACUACCCAGAUCAACUUGGAGCCAAAAUGGGUUUACUUCUGAGUACUAGUUGUCUAUAUGUGAAUUUAUAGGAUUUAGCUGGUUUGUGAUUUCCUUUUCAAGACUGUGUUUCCUCUUUUUUUCCUAGCUGUCUCUUCUCUCUCUCCUUCCCUGUACCCCCCCACCCCAACCCUUGGUUUUUGUUGUUGUUGUUGUUAAGUAGGCUUCAUGCCCUGUGUGGAAUUUGAACUGUUGACCCUGAGGUUGAGUCACAUGCUCUACUGACUGAGCCAGUUAGGCGCCUCUCCCACCCUAGUCCCCUUUGUUUUAAAAUCAUGAAUCAUUUCCAAGUGGUAAGUGGCAGUGGUCUGUCUUUUCUGCCAAAAUGAUUGUCUCUUCAUUUUAGGAAAAACAGCCUAUCUGAAAACUUCCUUUGGGCCAAAAACAAAAAAAACAAAACAAAAAAAUGUCAAUCUGAAACUGAAAGCCUUAAAAACCUGCCCACCACCCCAACCCACCAGGUAUGUCAGAAUGAGGCUAAUUGGCUCUCUAGCUUUCUUGGUCUGUUGAAAUGGAAAAUGGCCUGGAUCAAAAAUCCUGGUUUAAAAGUCACACUGUAGUGAUUUAACCUAUAAAUACUGGUCCUUUGAUCACAAAAAAUGUUCCUUCACUGAUUUACGCAGUAUUGUUUUCGUGUCCAGAGCCAAACAAAGAAAAUGAAAGAUACUUUUGUUAGUCAUUUUUUUUUGUCAAGUUUGAGUAUUUAUUCUAUUUUAUAUCCAUUUCCCCAGAAAAAAAAAUGUGCUGUUUGUAAAAUAUCUGUUUAUUUGCAAGUGUUUGAAAUCAUAUGGGAGCCUUACCUGUCUUUGUCCUUAAUGGUGUCAAUAAUAUCUUGCACAGAGAGUCAGAGGCUGUGCUUUGGGACUGCACCUUGUAGCUGACUUUGUCUGUCUGGCUCCAGCUGUGAGUGUUUGAGUCAGCCAAUCACAGUGAUCAGGAACUAAAGCCAAAUGCUUUGUAUGUGGUAUGUGUGUAUCUCCUAAGAACUCGUGGAGUUUGGAUUUUUACAUUUUAAUUUUAAUUUAGGGAACACUUCUGCCUUCUCUUAGUUUGUUACAUGACUAGAACAAGAGAAGCCUUAACCUGUAUUUCCUCCAGUUCUCAAUCCCCAUUUGUUUUUGUUUUUAUUUUAAAAUUUUAAUGAGACUAGUGCCCUCAUCCCACCUCAACUCUAAAUCUGUCGGGACUUAAUGAAGUAGUAAAUCCUCAGUGCAAAGUUUCUAUCAAAUAAGUUUCAACAAAACAGUUUCUUCAUAAUGAAAGAUUUGAACAAUGAAUAAAUCCAGUAUAUACUUCCAUAAAAGUUUAUCUUAAGUCGUAGAUUCUUAUUUCCUCCAAAUGAUUACUAUGAAUCUGAUCUUUGGGGAGAAAAAGACUUAACUGUUUUUUCAUGAGGGUGAUAAGUCACACUUUCGUCAUCUGUAUAACCUCCUUGAGAAUCUCCCAGGCCGGGAAAUGAGGCAGUAAUUAUGAGGAUUCCCAAGAACAAACCUAAUUUUUACAAAGUGUUCUCUUCUCUAUAAAAAGAAGGAGAGAAAGAGUUUCUUUGUGUAUUUAAAACAAUUAUUGUUAUUCUGAUACAUUUUAAGUUUCUAAAAAAUGUGAUAUUAAAGUAGAUGUAUCCCGUUGGCAGUACCUUAAAGGCCAGAAAAAAGGGAUAAAUCUUCAAAAAAGUGUCACAGUACAUUUUCAAAUUUAAACUUGAACUCCAGUUCAUCUUCAGCUUUUGUUGUGCUUUUUUAAGGCUUCUUUAUUUUUGAUACACAGAAUGCAGUUGUACUUGACCUUUUGAAAUAGAAACAUGUGAGCUUAUCAGAAAAAGACAAAACAAAACUGCACAGUUGUAAUAACCGAAUGCAAUUAUACUGCACAAUUCAGUGAUUGUAAAGUAUCCUGUAAUGAGCAAUGUUUGUCUCCUAUUUUUUGAUACCUCUUAAACUUAUGUCUUUUAGAAAGACAGUGCCUCUGUAUGCUUUUUGUAUUUUUACUGAGUGUAAAUAUUUGUUAUAUUUUUGGUUAAGAGAAUGUAAAAGUACUGUUUAUUAUUAUCAUAUCUACUAAUACAUUGGUGGAAUCAAUAAAGAAUCUACAUUAACCUUC